AGUUGCUUCGUGUCUACCGCUGUAUCGCGCGUCUUUUUCAUUAUUCUGUGAAGUUUUAUUCCAAUAUUUUUUAAUAUUCGCCCGGAAAAAUUGUUCCCUUGCUCAGUUGUGACAUAUUUUCUUUUUUCAUAAACAUAUUUUGCAGAGUUAGACAUGAAAGCUAUUCAGCGGCGAUUUCACAGAAUUGAUGGAGUGAACGUUGCAGCUCGCAGACUUCUAAGUCUUUCGGUGAGCAGAUCGAAUGGGGAAAUGAACAAAAUUUUAAUCGCGAAUCGAGGAGAAAUUGCAUGUCGCGUAAUUAGAACGGCUCGUAGGCUUGGAGUUGAAACUGUGGCUGUCUUCAGUGAUGCCGACGCCAAAGCUAUGCACGUUUCACAGGCCGAUGAAGCGUUCCACAUUGGACCGGCUGCCUCUACCCUGAGUUACUUGAACAAAACGAAAAUUAUAGAGACCGCAAAACAGGCAAACUGUCAAGGAAUCCAUCCCGGAUACGGAUUUUUGUCGGAAAAUGCGGAAUUCGCUGAGCUCUGCCAGGACGCUGGUAUAACGUUCAUUGGACCACCUCCGUCUGCUAUCAGAGACAUGGGUAUCAAAAGCACUUCAAAGGCCAUCAUGAUCAAAGCCGGAGUUCCAGUAAUCCAAGGUUAUCACGGAGAGGAUCAAUCAAUUCAUAAACUGCUCACGGAAGCUAAGUCGAUCGGAUUUCCAGUCAUGAUAAAGGCAGUGUGUGGAGGUGGUGGAAAGGGAAUGCGAAUCGCUCAGGAUGAAAAUGAAUUUGAGGCACAACUUGAAUCAGCGAAGCGGGAAUCUCUUAGUUCCUUUGGUGACGACAAUGUAUUGAUCGAGAAAUAUAUCAGUUCGCCUAGACACGUAGAGGUUCAAGUUUUCGCUGACAAAUUCGGAAAUUGCGUUUAUUUGUUCGAAAGAGACUGCAGUAUUCAGCGGAGACAUCAGAAAGUUAUUGAGGAAGCACCAGCGCCUGGUUUGUCGGAGGAGCAAAGAAGAGAUAUAGGCGAGGCGGCAGUUCGAGCAGCAUUAGCAGUAAACUACGUAGGAGCCGGCACAGUAGAAUUUAUUCUGGAUUCAGCGAGUGGAAAAUUCUACUUCAUGGAAAUGAAUACGAGAUUACAGGUUGAGCAUCCCGUCACAGAAAUGAUAACUGGAUUGGAUUUGGUAGAGUGGCAACUUCAAGUUGCCGGUAAUAAACGACUACCUUUGACACAAGAUGAAAUUAAACUGAAUGGGCACUCUUUUGAAGCCAGAAUUUAUGCUGAAGAUACAGAAAGUGGAUUCUUGCCCAGUGCUGGGCCUCUACUUCAUUUGGACACACCUGAACCCUCGGCUGAUAUUCGAAUUGAAACAGGAGUGCGGGAAGGUGAUGAGAUUUCUGUUCAUUAUGACCCCAUGAUUUCAAAAUUAGUAGUAUGGGCUCCAACUCGAGUGGCAGCUUUAAAAAGGCUCAAAUCAAGUUUAGAAAAUUAUCAUAUUCUUGGUCUUGAUGUAAACAUUAACUUUCUGCGGAGAUUAUGUGGGCAUCCUGAUUUAAUUGCUGGAGAUGUCCACACAGGAUUCAUUGAGUCACAUUCGGACUCUCUCUUAUCAGUAGAUAAGCCUACAAAAGAAGAUAUAAUUCAGGCUGCUGUUGGUAAAAUUCUGCAUGAAAAUUCUCAACUACGUGAAAAUGCUCUGCUGUUAAAUAGGUCUCUUUCAGUUUUUGAUCUGGAGCCAGGCUUCAGAGUAAACCAGCCAAGAAAGAGAACUUUUAAAAUAAGAAACAAGCACAUAGAUCAGACACUGGAAGUUACAGCUAAUCAAGGAGCGAAUUUCAAAGUUAAAUUUGAAAACGAUCUGGAAGAAAUUGAAGUGAAUGGAGCCAUAAAAUCCUCAGAUAAGGAUAAGCUGAGUUUUGAGCUCUUGUUCAAUGGUAGGAUUUAUAGGAGUAAAAUGGUGCAUAAAUCGAUGGAGAAUUUCCAUAUAUUCACGAAAAAUGGUCAUUUUACGUUCGAUCUCGAUAGUCCACUACACGAUUUUACAGAACAAGAGAGAGAUCAACCGAAAGGAGCAGUCUCUCCGAUGCCAGGGGUGGUGGAUCGAGUUUUUGUAAAGCCUGGUGAUAUUGUGAAAGCUGAUGAUCCUGUGAUGGUUAUAAUUGCAAUGAAAAUGGAGUUUGUGAUCAAAGCACCAGCGAGUGGAAAAAUCAAGGAGGUGAUGUUUUCAUCAGGCGAUAAUAUUGGUAAAAAUGUACCAGUUAUCAGAUUAGAGGAGUCAUGAGAAUAAUGAAAAUUACACAUAUUUUGACUGCCUUCUUCA
Messenger RNA from Bemisia tabaci, 2310 nucleotides. The record is from RefSeq and is a predicted model, not a curated record. Lineage: Eukaryota; Metazoa; Arthropoda; Insecta; Hemiptera; Aleyrodidae.